Molecule: messenger RNA, 5890 nt
Organism: Haliotis rubra (blacklip abalone)
Lineage: Eukaryota; Metazoa; Mollusca; Gastropoda; Lepetellida; Haliotidae
Biological process (GO): autophagy
Cellular component (GO): intracellular membrane-bounded organelle
Molecular function (GO): protein binding
Source: RefSeq, a predicted model, not a curated record
UCGGGGUCAAAAGUGCAGACCUUGCAUCGCGUUGAAAUAUAAUCAGAAAUGAUUCAAGUUAUGUUUGCUAAUCUACGGAUUAUUUGACGGGAAUCGAAUGACCACAACUCAUACAUUGCUACAAGUGAAAAAUCUAAACUUUUGUGUGUGCACUUAAUGACAUAUUUUGUGUGCAAUAUUCUGUCUCGAACCAGCAGACCUGUGCUUCAUCUCAGUCAGUGUGACUUGGCCCUGUGUUGAUCUUGUCUGGUUAAUGAUAGAACGACUACAGAUCCAGGAAGUGCACGGUUAAGAAAUCAUGCGACAUACUCAGACUAGGGAAGAAGAGAAGAGAUGAGUCAUCAGAAAGUGGAUGUGAUUACCUGGACUUGUUAGCCCAUUAUGAGGAAUUAAUCAGAUCUCUGUUGACCAUUGCUGAUUGAUUUCUGUAUAUACACGUCUACAUGAUGGUGGGCCUGGAAAACAGAACAUAGGCUGUCCAUGAAUCUCCUGUGUCUGUCGCUGUUUGCACCAUCGGGUGCAGCGGGAACUGCCUUCCUACGUCUAUAUGCACAAUUGGAGUGAGGUGACAGAAACAUGAAUGUCAUCCAGUUUCUUCAAAGCCGUGAGCAUGGAUGUUCCAAGAGGAAGUCCAAAGCUAGUGGGGGUGAAAACCUGGGGACGCUGGUGGAGGACCGGACAUCUACACUCACCAAGAACCAGGCUUGUGAGCUGUCAGGAUUACCUCGAGCUACUUUCCUCAUGGACUUUAGUCCGGAUGGCACAAAAGUGGCCUCUACUCAUGGUGAUCAUACAGUGCGUGUGACAGACAUCACAUCUGGGAAGUGUACACACGUGCUCACCGGCCAUCCCAGGACCCCUUGGUGUGUAGCCUUCCACCCCUCCUCCAAUGAGAUCCUGGCAUCAGGCUGUCUUGGGGGAGAGGUCCGAAUCUGGGACUUGCAUGGAGGGGGCAGUGAGGUAUGGCAUUCCCCCACCAAUGGGGUGAUAGCAUCACUGGCAUUCCACCCCAUGGACCAUGUGCUGGUGUUUGCUACUGGCAACACUGUGUACUUCUGGGACUGGAGCCAGCCAGAACCAUUUGCAUUCUCCAGGACAAACUAUGAAUUUGAAAGGAUAAGAUGGCUUCGGUUUGAUCCUCUCGGCCACUACCUGUAUACAGGCAUCGCAAACAACACCACUGUUCACCGGGAGGAACCAGGCAAUGUCCUGCACAUCAAUGAAACAAAUGGUCCACAUCCCAAUAGACUUCAGCAAUAUGCCAACAGGAGGCGGUAUCAGCAGGUUAUUCAGCGUUUCCAUGACUACCAGCAGGAAAGGCUACGUAAUGCCCACAGGGGCGAUGAAGAAAGCAGCAUGGAUGUUGACAGCUCCAAUGGGAGCUCCAAUUCUUCUUCUUCCACAGAGAGCAGCUCCUUACUAGGGAGACACUAUUCCUCACAGGUUGAGCAGAGACUCCGGCGAGCAGGAAACUAUGCCUCCUCCAUCACAGAAACCACCAGGCAUGCUCGGGACAUUGUAUCCAGCAUUUCCAGUCGACGACGGAAUAACCCCUAUCCCCUUCAUGAGCUGCGUAGGUUCACAACAAUGCAUAGUCUGCAGCCUGGGACAUGGAGUCCUCCACCCAGGGUAUGGCCUUCAGUUGAAGAGGAGGAUAUGGGAACAGCAGGGUCAACAACUCCUCCACAGCUGUCUGAGAUGGCUGAAGUUGGUGCUCAACGGCCCUUGUUAGUGCGACCUACUACUAGUGCUAGUGCUGUUCGUCCUCCGUUAUUCCCACAUGAUUACUCCCAAGAUAGCAGUGCCAUGUCUGUGAACUCUAUAAGAAACUCUGGUGGUAGUAACUGGAUGAAUCUGAGAAGGAUUGGUUCUUCAGAUUCUACCCUCCUACGUCUGGAGCUGGCUCUCGAACAGAGUUUUGGUGCUAAUCUGAGAUCUGGUCUAAGAUUUGAACACUUAUCUUCAAGCUCCUUAAGACCAGUCUCAGGACCUAAUAGUAUUGUGUCUUCCCCUUAUGUGUCUUCUUUAAACAGACUUCGCUCAAGACCUUCUGGCAGUGCGUUCCGUGAAGUCCCUCGCACAAGCCGAAUGACUGAGACAAACACUACCCCUUCCUCAUACUCUUCUUCCCAUCCCCCUUGUGCAAUAUGUAGAACUCUGAACCCCAGCAUAGCGAACAGCAACAGCCAACCAGUAACAACUACUAGUUCUUCUACAACAGGUCAUCAGACAACCUGGUCCUUGCCUACUGUAGUGCCGACCUCAGCAGGACUUGCCAUUCCCAGAAGUAGGCCCAGUGUGGCCUCCACUAGUAGGCUGCUUAAUAUGAUGAUGUUUCAACACAAUCGCAACUCAUCUGAAUCCACUGCCGAUCAAACUUCUCAGUCUUCUCGUAACUCAAAUUCUCGCAGCCAGGAGAGGACUCCCACGACAGAUGGCACUAGUCAGACCAGCGGAACCAUGGAGCUUCCUGAGUGUUCUGACCAGGGCACAGAUGUCAUUGGUCUCAGUGAAGAUGCUCGGAGAUCAGUUGAUUCUACAGGAAUAGAGGACUCGCCACAUGAAGAGGAUGAAGCUAUGACUGAGCAGGACUCUGUGAUGGAAAGUGUAGAAGGUUUAGUGGAGGAUGAGUCUGACCAGGCUGCUGGUGCAGAGUCACCUGGUGGAGCUGCAGGACAUGAUGACAUAGGAAAUGUAUUGGAAGAUAGUGAUCAUAACAACAACCCGUCUCAAACCACUUCAAGUGUUCUUUCUAGAAUCACUCGCGACCUUCCUGCAGAUGGUUCUCGGCGAGAAGAUUUAACCUCCCUCACAAUAAGAUUAGAAAGACAAGUGACGGAACUGGAUCGUAGGAUCACUGCCUUGAGGGAGAGGUUCACGGAAAGACUGCGAGCUUUGCAUCAAGAUCGGGACAGAAUUCUCAACCUUCGAGGUAGAAUCUCCAACCAGUCUUCUCCUGAAGGUACAGAGUCAACACCAACAGUGACAUCAGGGCAGGCGUCACAGCAUGUUCCUCUCAUCACCAUCACCAGGCCACGAGACCAGGGAGAUUUUUCUCACACACCAUCUGCCUAUAACAACUCUACACCAGCUCGAGGAAGUGGCCAAAACACACACCUUCUUGAGAUGUUCCUGAGAGGAGACAGCCAGCAAUCUACUGUCACUCAACCCCCACUACCACCUCCAAGUGUUUCAAGUGUUCGUGUGACUCCAUCACGAGAGGAUGCUUACCAGGAAGACCGGAGCUGGCAUGCCCUGCAACAACGCCACCUACACCCUCACUACUCGGUCAGCAUCUUGGAUGACACCCUCAACAGACCAAAUGAUGCCCUUCAUGCUGCCAUCAACAGAGCCAUAGCAGGAGCUUUCAUGGGAACAGGGGAGCCUGCAGUGGCAAGUAACAUCAUCCCACAGACACAUCGCAUACAGCGGUGGGACUUCACCAAGUGUGAGAUCCCUGACAUUAGUCAGUCGAAAGCCAACAUAGUGGUGCCUCACUGCAAGCUUCAUAAUGAUGCCAGUUGUGAUAUAUCUCAGGAUGCUACCUUCCUUGCAACCUUCGUCCCCAGUCACCGGUUUCCUGAUGACAACAUCCUGGCUGUCUUCUCAUUGCAUCCUGACUCCUUUGCUCAAUGUCUUUUUACUAAAAGUUUUGGGCCCAAUGCUAUAUCUGUGAGCAUGUCUCCACGUAACCAGUGUGUGAUGGUAGGACUUGCUGCCAAGAGACUUUCAUGGGUGUUCACAUCUAACCAGCUGGUUGCCCAGGUGUAUAAACUGGAUAAGAAGAGUGCCGGGGAGAACUCAAUGAGGCAUGUCAGUGAUGUAUUUCACCCGUGUGAUAUGGACAUCCGUACACAUGUGAGUGUCAACUCGGCCCGAUGGCUACGUGGAGUUGGGGAAGGUUUGGUGUAUGGCACCAACAGGGGAGACCUGCACAUCUGUAGACAUGGAGUGAAGAAGGCAACUCUUAGAGCUUCUGAGGAGUUUCCUGAAAACUCGGAUAAUACCAACAGUAGUGCAGGUCGGGAAGGUUCAUCAAUAAGAAUGAAUCUCAUGUCUAUGUUGGGUCUUCCACAGUCUCGCACCAGCAGCAUUGCCACACAGACUCUUACCCGUGGGAUACGCCGCACUGCCGGCACACAGACUGAUGGAAACAGUGAACCAUCAGAAGAUGAAAAUGAAUAAUAUUUUUGUAGCAAUUAUUUUGUAGUUACCACAUUUUCUUUAUCAUACCCAUUUACAGUAUGACAUUGAUGAAUCAAAGAUAUCUCUGUGGUACAGUAAAGAUUUGUUCAUGGUGUAUCAAAGAUAUGUGGUUAUCAAAGAUAUGCUCAUGACCUGUCUAGGAUAUGUACAUGAAGUAUCAAAAUAUAGUUCGUGUACAUCAAAGGCAUGCUAUGUCAAAUAUGUUGAUGUAUUAGAGAUAUAUCUAUGAUGUAUCAAAGGUGUAUAUGGUGUGUCAAAGAUAUGUCUUUGGUGUAUCAAAUAUAUUGAUGUAUCAGAGAAAUAUCCAUGGUGUAUCAGAGAAAUGUCCAUGGUGUAUCAAAGAUAUAUCUGGUCUGUCAAAGAUAUUUUCUUGGUGUGUCAAAGAUUUGUCUUUGGUGUAUCAAAUAUAUUGAUGUAUCAGACAAAUAUCCAUGGUGUAUCAAAGAUAUAUCUGGUGUGUCAAAGAUAUUUUCUUGGUGUGUCAAAGAUUUGUCUUUGGUGUAUCAAAGAUUUGUCUUUGGUGUAUCAAAUAUGUUGAUGUAUCAGACAAAUAUUCAUGGUGUAUCAAAGAUAUAUGGUGUGUCAAAGAUAUUUUCUCGGUGUGUCAAAGAUGUGUCUUUGUUGUAGCAAAGAAAUGUCCAUGGGAUCUGUGUAUAAAACCAUAUCUCAGAGAGGAGAGAAUAUUCAUAUAAUGUGAUUUUAAUGCCACCAUGAAAAACAAUUAAAGCUUUCUUUUCACAUGUGUUCAUAUGUACAUGACAUUCUAAUGGUUAUUCCUUUGUCGGGGUGAGACUGCACGAAAAUAUGAUUGGUGUUAUAAAAAAUUGAAAAUGAAUACUUGUAUAUUCACACUGAAAUAGGGCAAAAAUACUCCUAGUCAUUGUGGUGAUGUACUGGUUUCUUGGAGACUGUAUGUAAUUUGCAGAUACCUUUGCAUGACAGGUUCAUGCUAUGCUGCACUAUGCAUCUACAUUUGCCAAAUCUGAAUUUAAUAGUAGCACCCUUGAAAUAUAGUCAACUGGAUUUGUCCAACCAUGUACAAGGUAAAUCUGGUUAAUGUAACUAAAUAUAGAAUUGCAGUACCCAGGGGUCGUUUAUCAGAUGAUACAACAGCCAAAGUCAAUCUACAAGGAGGUGGUGGGGCAGCCUAGUGGUUAAAGUGUUGGCUCGUCAUGCUGAAGACCUGGGUUCGUUGCCCCACAUGGGUACAAUGUGUGAAGCCCAUUUCUGGUGUCCCCUGCCCGGACAUUGCUGCAAUAUUGCUAAACGUGACAUCAAACCAUACUCACUCACUCACUCAAACUACAACACCAGUGUUCCAAACUCAGGAGUGCCUUAGAUUCGCUACUGUAGUAUUGGAACCGAAUCACAACUGUUAAUGUUAUGGUUAUGAGAAGGACUCUUUGUUUUCCCACCUAGUACUGAACACUCAAAACCAAGGUUUUACCUGAUGCAUAAUUCCUGUUUUAUUUGACUCAACAGUUUUGUUAAAUACUCCCUAAAUAUUUUCAUAUGAGUCACAGGUGACACCAAAAAAAUUCAAAUAAGUGUUUCUUGAAUCCAAGUAACUUCACCAAAUACAAUAACCAUGCACUGGAUCAGAUAUGAUUUCACAGCUCUUUAUUUAUUUUGAAUUAAUAAUGGAUUUAUGUUUGUAACAAAAUGUUUUCAUUACUCACAAAUU